AUGCCCAUCGCCAUUACAUUACAUCCUUCUACACCACCACUGAAAAUGGCCAGAACACCACAAAAAAAGACCAAAACCAAGGCCACAAAAGCCGCAAAGCCUGCUGCUGCCACCGAGGCUGAGGAGCAAAAUACAAGCACUCCUACCCCUACCAAAGUGUCUGAAAACGAGCUGGUUUCUGGAUCGGACGUAGACUUCUCCUCCGAGGAUGAGAUUGAAAUUGACGGUAUUACGGAAAACGUCGCUUCUUCUACGAAAGCUGCUGGCCACAUUGUCAAUCUUUCGAAAGAUCGUGCUCAGGACUCGCAAAAUGUUUCUCAAAAGUCAAGAGGUACCUUGUAUGUGGGUAGUCUUCCUAAGAUGUUUCAGCAAUAUGAGUUGAAGAAGUACUUUUCCCAAUUUGGCGACAUCACCCGUGUCAGACUUUCCAGAAAUAAGAAAACCGGUAGAUCCCGUUGUUAUGGAUUUGUCGAGUUCAAGGACCCAAGUAGUGCCGAGAUUGCAGCUGAGACCAUGAACAACUACCUCAUUUCAGGUACCAACCUUAAGGUCCAGGUAUUGAAGGACCAUGCAGACAACCUCUUUUCAUCCAAGAUGAAGAGCUCUUUUGGUGAGUUCGAUUGGAGAUCAAAGGAGUCUAACGAGUACAACGCCCCUAAGCCAUUGGAGGUGUGGAAGCAAUUACAACAGGAAUAUGAGCAGAAAAAGACUGCUAAGUUUGAGGAGUUGAAGCUGGCCGGUUUUGAGUACGCGCUCGAGGCGUAA
Australozyma saopauloensis is the source of this 765-nucleotide messenger RNA. Its product is annotated as RNA-binding protein. The record is from RefSeq and is a predicted model, not a curated record. The transcript has a single exon. Gene Ontology annotation, biological process: maturation of LSU-rRNA from tricistronic rRNA transcript (SSU-rRNA, 5.8S rRNA, LSU-rRNA). Lineage: Eukaryota; Fungi; Ascomycota; Pichiomycetes; Serinales; Metschnikowiaceae. Gene Ontology annotation, molecular function: RNA binding. Gene Ontology annotation, cellular component: nucleolus. Bases 1 to 765 code for a protein of 254 amino acids.